GAAAAAAAAUAUUAUGUAUUCUAUUCUGACAGUUAAAACUGCAUCAUCUCUUUGACUUUUGAACUUUCCUUACGUGCUGAUUAUUAUUGUUCCUUCCAUCAUGAACUCUGUUUGCCCCACCGAUCUCCCCUGGGACUCGUUCCUUUGGCAACUUACCACCAACCCAUUGCCAGACUCGUAUCCUUCCCCAAACACGUCAGACCAUUUCGAAUGGGCUCCCCAAAAAGGUUGCUCCGAACCAUUAUCCUUGAUGUUUCCUACGGAACCGAUGUCGGCUUUCUUUUCAGAAGCUUUGUUAUGUGCGGAACCGUGUGGGUUGGUUCCUUCUCGGAUAAUCACCGAUGACGUGACUUAUCAAGCUUGCCAGCUGACGCCUGACAAUCGGAGCGCGUCUCCAGAGGCACCGAUGAUUUCCUUGUUGGGCCAUCACAUGAACCUUGUUCAGUCACCCACCUCAUUGGUCUCCGCUUCUUCUUCUUCUUCCUCUUCCUCUUCCACCUUGCAGCAGUUGUCGCGGUCUCAACUUAUUGAACGCGUGCUCCAGUUGGAAAAGGAAAAACAAUUCCGAACAGAACUGUCGACUAUUACUACGACUACUACGGUAACAGGUGGUCAGCCGUCAUUGCGCCAGGCACUGCAUGUGUGCCAAUGGAAAGGCUGCACGAAACCUCCCAUGGCAAGGUUUGAUCAGCUUAUUCGCCAUAUCCAUGCGGAUCACAUCCAAAGUGGCAAGCCUGCCUAUUUCUGUGAGUGGGCCGGAUGUCUCCGAAAUCACAAACCCUUCUUCAAGCGUCACAAAAUGUACAAUCACAUGCGCACCCAUACAGGUGAACGACCAUUUGCCUGUCCGCAAUGCGAUAAACGAUUCUCCCGACCGGAUUCGCUCAACACGCAUUGCAAAACCCAUACAGGGCAAAGACCCCACGCCUGUCCUGUGCCCGAUUGUGGCAAAGCGUACUUUCACAGUCGUUCCUUGCGCAAACAUUUCAAGACCACCCACCAAUAGAUUUCCCUCGUCCCCGGAGGCCUUUUUUUUAUUUUAUUUUUACACACCCCUAUACCAGAUGAUAACGGUGUUAUUGUCAAAUGUUACUUUUUGUAUGUGCUGGACACAUACACCACCCAUGCCAUUCCUUUUUUUAUUUUCUUUUUUGUGAAGU
Molecule: messenger RNA, 1160 nt
Organism: Radiomyces spectabilis
Lineage: Eukaryota; Fungi; Mucoromycota; Mucoromycetes; Mucorales; Radiomycetaceae
Exons: 3
Coding region: 101-1006 (301 amino acids)
Biological process (GO): regulation of transcription by RNA polymerase II
Cellular component (GO): nucleus
Molecular function (GO): RNA polymerase II cis-regulatory region sequence-specific DNA binding; DNA-binding transcription factor activity, RNA polymerase II-specific
Source: RefSeq, a predicted model, not a curated record